GAUUAUCUAGCUCUUAUUUAGUCAUAUUUUACCAUGACACACCUUAGUCUUGGCAGCUGUAUAAAUUCUGCCAUGAAAAUGGAUGCAAGUGAUAGCAGCCGUUUAUCAUCGCGUUGGCAGCGCAAAGCUCAAGAAAGAGGUGUCUCUCGGCUUCCGUCUAGUGGUGAAAACAGUCUGUGCAACCUCUCGGCGGGUCUGAGCAUCACGCCUCGCAACAAAACUCCUCUUGCUUCCUCAUUCCUCUUGGAUGCCUCUUUUGGGUCUACCGCAACUAAUACCUCAAAGAGCCCCAGCAGAGGUUUGUUGGGUGUUCCACCCAACAAUUUUUCUGGAUUGUUGGGUGGAAAGCUUGGGAAGAGUCCCAGUAGGACUCUGAAGUUAUCUGUACGUCAAAAAACACCAACCCGCAUCACUCCCACUACCCCCGGCAGAAUUUCUGAGAACUCUUACGCAGGUGACAGAUUCAUACCGGUAAGACCCAAGGAAAUGGAGUUGGAGCGUUCACAGCAGCUGAUCAUGGAGCAGAUGAGGAAAGAUGAAGGCUUGAUAGUGGAGGAAGAGGAACUUACUCUUCAACAGAGAGAGCAUCGUGAGCGCCUGGCUGAGAACUUGAAUGAUGGUCAGCCUCUGGACCAGCGCAUUGUCCACUUUAGCACACAGGCUCCUAAGAAUAAUAACCCAGUGAACAGUCACAAGGUUUUGUACAGCGCAACUAAGGCAUCUGCAAGCAAGACCAACACCACCAGACACAUUCCUUCAGAGCCUGAGAGAGUUUUGGAUGCACCGGAGUUCAUGGAUGAUUAUUAUUUGCAUUUGGUGGAUUGGUCGUGCAACAACCAUGUUGUUGUGGCAUUGGGUGUCAGUGUUUACGUCUGGAACGCUGGUGACGGUAGCAUAGCAAAUCUAACUCAAGUCGAGUCACCAGACUACAUCUGCUCACUCUCUUGGAUUACUGAUGGUAGCGUGCUGGCCGUUGGUCUGAGUACGGGCGAGGUUCAGCUGUGGGACGUGGGCCAGGAGAAGCUCAUGCGUACGAUGGCGGGACACGAGGGGCGCGUGGCGACGCUAGCGUGGAGGGGCGCCGCGCUAAUGUCGUCUGGGGCGCGGUCUGGUCAGAUCAUCCAUCACGAUGUGAGGGUCGCGCAGCAUGCCACUGCUGUCGUCAACGCGCAUAACCAGGAGGUGUGUGGCUUGGCCUGGAACUCAGAGGGUCGCCUGCUGGCUUCUGGCGGGAACGACAACAUCGUUAAUAUUUGGGACGCUAGGAACACCACAGCGUUGCACCGCCUCUCCAACCACCAGGCUGCUGUUAAGGCGGUUGCAUGGUGCCCCUGGCAGAGCAGUGUGUUGGGCACUGGAGGAGGCACAGCCGACCGUACGAUCCGCAUUUGGAAUGCAAACUCCGGAACCUGCAUUAAAGAUGUGCUCACCAACUCGCAGGUAUCGUCGCUUGUUUGGAACGCCUCGUACAAGGAGUUGAUCACAGGACAUGGCUUCAGUCACCACCAGCUCACUAUAUGGAAGUAUCCAACGUUUACCAAAGUCGCCGACCUAACUGGCCACACAGGACGCGUUCUGGAGCUUGUGGCAUCUCCUGACGGUCAAAUGGUAGCCAGCGCGGCGGCUGAUGAGACCAUCAGGCUGUGGAAGUGCUGGCCAACGCAGGUCAAGGACAAAAAACCCGGCAGGUCUCUGGCACCAGUCUCGUCUCUUGCCAAGUCCAUCCGAUAGAGCAUUUUCGAGCUGUACUCGAAUUAACUUCGUUUUUGUUCACAUCUUCGUUCAUUAGUGUAGUUCCCUCUAUUCAUAGGACUGUUCGAAGCACCAGCUUUUCCUUACCAUUUUAAGAAACCAGCUAACUUUUACCAACUCAAUUUUUCGUUGGAAUGUAAGAAUGGUGGCGUUUUCUCAACAUUUUUUUUUUAAUUCCCAGCUGCAAAUGCUGCCGUUUUCCUUGACAUGGACGAUCGUCUGUUUCAUAGGUUACAACGGGAAAAUGCAUUUUUAACCAACGUUAUUGUGAUCAUUCCUCAUGGGUUGAAAAAAUCGAAUGGAAUUUUUCCCUUAUCACGUGCACAAUAUUUUGAAGACUUUCAUUCAGUUGUGCACUUUUUCAUCUUUUACGUCUUCUGAAACUUAGAUCUAAUUCUUAGUAUCGAAACUAACUUGAUAUUUCAAGGCUUAUUGACGCACCUGCGCAAGGUUAAAGGGAUAUUUCUGACCAUGCCAGGGCGUUCGUACAUUUCACUGGGUAUUAACAAUGUAAUUCUUUGGAUUGAAUUAACGAUUACUUUCAUUAUAUGUGCCGUGAAUAAAUUUGCCUACAGCUUUAUUCUUGCUUCUAGUGUAAUUGAUAAGAUGGAACUGCAGAAAUGCAUCAUUUGUAUCUGAAAGUCAAAUAUAUGUGGUGUUGUCUACUAAUUAAGUGAAUGCUAUUUGGACGGUCUAGAUGUUCAUUUACAGUUCACCGCUUCAUGCUCGCUGAAUGGCCGUUUUGCUCAGGCUGAAGUCUUAAUUUUAAACAGUAUAUAAUAGUUUGGUUAUACUUGCACUAACUUCGCAGUUAAAUUCUGACCGUGCUACAACGACUGCCGAUAUAUUUUUUGCGCUUUUCCAACGCUCGUUUGUGUCUGCUGACUGCGAGUUCAAUGUGAAUGUAAAUAAACUUUAUACACACAGUAUGUGCGCCUUGAUUAUACUAAGAGUCUAAGACUAGUAAUGAUCAAGUUGAUGACAAUUGCCCAGUUUUUUAUAUCGUGAGGAAUGCGUGCGCGUGCGAUAAAACAUGUUAACCUACAAGAAAUAAUCUGGGUUCUCUUAAUUAAAGGAUGAUGUCCUCAAAUAUUAUCUACGUUGGGCGACAAUGCUGUUUUAAUGCCCAAGCCUAAGGUACGAGUUGUCCGCCAAGUUAUUACCAUAUUUUGGUAAGAAUAUAUUUCCAUUUAAUAAUCUCGCUCAACGUUGUGGUUUCAGAAACCAAUUUUCUUAUGUUGAAAGCAUGCAUUCGAUCGUAAUUGUGGUAACGGCCAGGAAGUAAAAUAUCGCAUUCAA
Hyalella azteca is the source of this 3051-nucleotide messenger RNA. RefSeq names its product cell division cycle protein 20 homolog. The transcript has 12 exons. The record is from RefSeq and is a predicted model, not a curated record. Lineage: Eukaryota; Metazoa; Arthropoda; Malacostraca; Amphipoda; Hyalellidae. Gene Ontology annotation, cellular component: anaphase-promoting complex. Gene Ontology annotation, biological process: positive regulation of ubiquitin protein ligase activity; positive regulation of anaphase-promoting complex-dependent catabolic process; anaphase-promoting complex-dependent catabolic process. The coding region runs from base 34 to 1731 and encodes 565 amino acids. Gene Ontology annotation, molecular function: protein binding; ubiquitin ligase activator activity; anaphase-promoting complex binding.